AUGCCUCCAGCAACGUCACAUCUCCUCUCUGCCAUCGUUCUCACUUCCACCAUUCUCCCUAGUGCUCUCGGAAGCCAAGUCGCAGUUAAAGAAUGGACCUUCAAAGGUCUUGAUAUUCCAUCUAUCGGGCUGGGACUAUGGAAUUCGAAAGAUAAAGAUGCAACCCGUGCCGUCGAAUAUGCCUUCGAUGCGGGCUACAGCCAUGUCGACUCGGCCGCAGCAUACGGCAACGAAGACUUUGUCGGCAAAGCACUCCAAUCUUCCGACACCCCCUCCCGCCACAAAUACUGGGUGACCUCGAAACUCUGGAACACCGACCACAGACCUGGACGAGUCGCGCCGGCCCUGAAGAAGACCCUGGCCGACCUAUCGAUCCCCUACCUCGAUCUGUACCUGAUGCACUGGCCCGUGGCUUUCCUCCCGGACACAGAACCUGGCCGAACCAUCGUCGACCAAGACACCGACAUCGUCAUGACGUGGCGGGCCAUGGAGGAUCUCGUCCGCGCCAAUCUGACCCGGUACAUUGGCGUGUCGAAUUUCAGCCCGCGCCAGCUCGACACCAUCCUGAAGGACUGCCACAUCUGUCCGUACGCCCAUGAGUUCGAGACCCACCCCUACCUCCAGCAGCAGGAGUUUGUCGAUUGGCACGGCGAGCAUGGCAUCAAGGUCAUCGCUUAUAGUCCGUUGGCCAACAUGAACCCGACCUACAAAAGUAAAUACCCGAAGCUGGAUCCGAUCGUGGAAGACCCCUUCUGGAAGGACAUGGCUAGCAGAAAGAACGUCACCGCUGCACAGGCUGUUCUUGGUUGGGGCAUUCAGCGAGGCACCGUCGUCAUUCCCAAGAGUGUCCACGAAAAAUACAUAUUCGAAAACCUGGCCAGUGUCAACGUUACUUUCUCCAAGGCAGAAAUGGGAGAGAUUGCCGCCCAAGACAAGAGGUCAAGAUUCAAUAACCCGAGCAAGGACUGGGGUGUCGAAUUGUUUGAAGGGCUGGAUGACGGGUACAAUCGCUUCUUCGUCGAAGAACUGUAA
Messenger RNA from Capronia coronata CBS 617.96, 1032 nucleotides. RefSeq lists its product as uncharacterized. The record is from RefSeq and is a predicted model, not a curated record. The coding region runs from base 1 to 1032 and encodes 343 amino acids. Gene Ontology annotation, cellular component: cytosol. NCBI's taxonomy places the organism in Eukaryota, Fungi, Ascomycota, Eurotiomycetes, Chaetothyriales, Herpotrichiellaceae. The transcript is spliced from 3 exons. Gene Ontology annotation, molecular function: aldose reductase (NADPH) activity.